Impatiens glandulifera is the source of this 815-nucleotide messenger RNA. RefSeq names its product myb-related protein 308-like. The record is from RefSeq and is a predicted model, not a curated record. The coding region runs from base 86 to 727 and encodes 213 amino acids. NCBI's taxonomy places the organism in Eukaryota, Viridiplantae, Streptophyta, Magnoliopsida, Ericales, Balsaminaceae. The transcript has 2 exons.
GGUCGGCUAUUAUUCCUAACCAAUCUAAUCUAAAGUCUACUCUAGUCUACUCUUUCCCACGCCCUCUCGCCGGAGAAACCCAAGAAUGGGAAGGUCUCCCUGCUGCGAGAAAGCUCACACCAAUAAAGGUGCUUGGACCAAAGAAGAAGACGAUCGGCUCAUCACCUACAUCCGAACGCACGGUGAGGGAUGCUGGCGUUCGCUCCCAAAAGCCGCCGGCCUCCUCCGUUGCGGCAAGAGUUGUCGGCUCCGUUGGAUCAAUUAUCUCCGACCCGAUCUCAAGCGCGGAAAUUUCACUCACGAAGAAGACGAUAUCAUCAUUAAAUUGCACAGCCUCCUCGGCAACAAAUGGUCGCUAAUUGCGGGAAGACUGCCUGGUAGAACGGACAACGAGAUAAAGAAUUAUUGGAAUACCCAUAUUAAAAGGAAGCUUCUGAACAGAGGAAUAGACCCGGUUAGCCACCGCUCCAUGAACGAGGCGUCGAUAUCAUUGGCGCCGCCGCCGGCUCAAUCCCUUGAUGAAGAGAAGAAAGAAGAAUCGGAAGGAAACCCAGAAGAGAGAUGCCCUGACCUAAACCUGGAGCUGAGAAUCAGCCUGCCGCUUCAAGACGCAGACCUAAUUCUUAAACAUAAUCAGCAGCAAAAGCAGUCAUCUAUAUCUGCUUAUGACUUUUUAGGAUUAAGAUCAGCGGCUGUUUUCGAUUGCAGAGUCUUGGAGAUGAAAUGAGAUGUUUUCUAUUUUUCUUAAUUCUAUAAAUUUUACAUACCUUCCCUACUAUACACUAUCCAAAGGAAAAUUCUUCAUAUUUUGCUCU